AAGUUCCAAGUUGCAGCCGCAGAAAUAACCAGAAGAAGAAGAAGAAUAAACGCGAAUGCAAGGUGAAUUGGAAUUACCACCCGGGUUCAGAUUUCACCCCACCGACGAUGAGCUUGUCAAUCACUACUUGUGUAGAAAGUGUGCUGCUCAGUCCAUUGCUGUUCCCAUCAUCAAAGAAAUCGAUUUGUAUAAGUUUGAUCCAUGGCAGCUUCCAGAAAUGGCUCUUUACGGUGAGAAAGAAUGGUACUUUUUCUCUCCGAGGGACAGAAAAUAUCCAAACGGUUCGCGGCCGAACCGUGCGGCUGGAACCGGGUAUUGGAAGGCGACCGGAGCCGACAAGCCGAUCGGAAAGCCGAAGGCUUUAGGGAUAAAAAAGGCACUCGUGUUCUACGCCGGCAAAGCCCCAAAAGGAGUAAAGACCAAUUGGAUCAUGCAUGAAUAUCGCCUCGCUAAUGUUGACAGAUCCGCCAACAAGAAAACCAACAACAACAACUUGAGGCUUGAUGAUUGGGUGUUGUGCCGAAUUUACAACAAGAAAGGGAAGAUUGAGAAAUACAAUAGCGUUGGUGUGAUGGAUCAGAAAGCUCCCAAGUUUUCAGAUGAGGCUCAGUUUCAGCACGAGACCAAGCCUGAGAUCAACAUGUACGGCCACGAUGUUCUGAGGAACGACCAAUUGUACACGGACACGUCCGAUUCCAGCUGCUCCGAGCACGUGGUUUCCCCGGAUGUCACGUGCGACAAGGAGGUUCGGAGCGACGCUAAGUGGAACGACCUUGACUUCGGGCCAGACCCAAUUUUGGGCUUCGAUAUUUUGAUGGACCUAUCAUCAGAUGACCCUUUUGCCCCUCAGGCCCAGUACCAACCUUGGCAGGAUAUGCUGGCUUACCUACCCAAGACAUUUUGAUUCUUUAAGACAGUGUGGGGACCCUAAUAAGGAACGGUGGGUCCCUCACGUGAAUUUUUAAUUCGUUAAAGACAAAACCACAUUCACGCCUACGUAACUGCUAGAAGUGCCGGCUUUGGUCUGCACCUGUAGUCCCUAUUCUGUGUUCUUGGGAUUGUUGAAUUUGACUGCCAUGGGUUAAACCUUAGGAAAAAUGAGAUCACGUGUAACUAUAAAUAAGUAGAAUGAUCUCGAAUGGGUGAAGAUCCAUUGUCAACCCUCUACCGUAGAAAAAUUCUUGUUCCAUUGCUAUUCUACUGGGAUUUUUUUAUAUGUCUGUUAUAUAUAUAAAUAUUUUUUUAUUUUCAAUACAGUCUUCUAAGUAAACAACUAUUAAGUGUAAGGUUUACUUUCCUUCAAAUCAGUCCUUCAGUCCAUGUUUCAUAGUUUUAAAACAAUCCACGUCUGAAGCAAAUCAGGAAAAAAAUGGUAGAAGAAAAGAAAAUAAUUAGAAAGGGGAACUCUUACUUUAAAAUUGCAAACUUUUACAUUUUUCAUGGCGUGUGGAUUUGUAUCUGUAUAAUUAGCAGUAUGUAUGGAAAGGAUACGUGUUUUUCUGCAGUCGAACCUGGAUAGUUCUGAGACCAUUGAAAAGGAUGAUGCAUAGAAUAAUUAGUGACGCAUACCUAUCCUGCAUCAACUUGCAUCGUCUUUACCCUUUAGAUUCUAAAUUAAUUCCUCAUAACAAUACAGUCAAACUAAUGUCAUUUGACUAGUUACAUCUGUAAUCAGAAUGUUACACUAAUACUACACUAAUGUCCUCAUAUCAUGAUGAACCUAUACAUACCCUGAUCCAAUAUAUUAUUAUUAUAACACAUAAGGAUGCAUUCACCAAUCACUAGCCAAUGUACAUACACACGAGGAAGACAAUACAUUAGUAUCAAGUAGUACUAUCACGUUGCUCUAUAAACUGCAGGACAAUAUCAUUCAACCAUAUGCAUGCCUGGACUAUGUUUUUUUUUUUUUUUCUGUUUUUAAUUUAUGAUCAAAUGCUGACAUCUCUGGAUCUUGGAACACGGCUGCAAUCUGCAGGUCCCCAACCUAUCAAAUGCUUCUCAUUUUCGAAUAUCAUCACUUUAUCUUGCAUGGAUAUGUCUGCAUAAACAAUAAAUACCAAGACUUACAUAUGCAAAGUUCAUGAAGUAUUUUGAUAAGAAGUGCUGAAAGGGGAAGAAUUGUAAUACAAGUUACAAAAAACAUUACCCAAAAGGAAAAAUAGAAGGAAUGAGAUAGUAAAAACAAACCAAAAUUCCUACCUCCAAUUAGGUUCAGUUCUCCCAACCCUACUUCAGGGCCGUUAAGAAUGCCCAGACAAACAUUUCCCAGGUUCUGGCACGACAGAUGCACAGAUGAAAUACAUCAGAUAAGCUUAUGAAUUAUGAUGGAAGUAAACAAGUUAACAAAAUAUUGAUAGGUUAACUCACUGAUAUUAUUAAAUAAGCUUCAGGAGGGAUCUCAAAUUGAGCUUUGACUCUUCUACCAUUGGUGAAACUAAGUGCCAGAGGCUUGAAGUAUUUCCUAACUUCACUUAUGCUUUUGAAAGGUCUUUUACCGUGCCAGCAGAGAGGUAAAGUCUGGUCAUCAGGAGCUGCUUUUAUUGGCUUUCCACUCAAUUCCUUCUUCAACUACAUUUGGAAAUUCAAUGAAACAACAUCUUAAGUAACCUGCCAAUAUUUUUUACCACAGAAAUACAAAGGUAUAAUGGAUGCUUUCUUUUCUAAUAAAACCUACUUUUAGUUACUUAAAGAUCACUUCUACGGACUGAUAUUAACAAAACCGAUACUUAAAGUACUUUGUUUAGUUGUUUUUUCUUUAUAUAAUUUGAAUCUUCAUGAUGAAAUUGGCUUGAUCUUAUAGAUGAAAUGCUUCAUGCUUACUGAAAUACUUCAAAUUGGGGAAUAUAGUGAAAGCUGCUUUAACUGACCCAAGAAAUUAAUGCUUGGUAAGCAUGAGAGUUGAAGUAAGUGUAAGAACUCCCAGUGUCAAACACAGCAGUCAGACUUCCAACCCCAGAUUUCCUUCCUCCAAAAACAAGUUCAGCUGGCCCUGCUGUGUAAUGUUUGCUGACACAAUCGCACAGAUGAUUCAAAUCAGGACAUAGAAUUAUGAAUCAAUACAAUACAUAUGGAAAAUGUAAAAAAUGAGGAUCUGACUUCUGAAUGUGUGCUUACGAAUCUACCGAUGAAAUUGAAGUCCAACUCACUCGAGAAGAAUCAUAAACCUUUCCAAAGAAGAUGUAACCUCCUCCUUGUGAACUUAAACAGUGUCCAAUCACAUUUUGCACCAAUCCCUGACCAUUCAGCUGGGAUAUCACGCUGGUCUUUCCCCUUCCAAGGCCAAGUAUUCCAUCAACGGGGUGGUAAAAAGAAGGUGAAAUGAAUUGAUCAUAUCCACAUCUGUGGAAAGGAAACAGGGAGAGGUGCAUUAGAUAACUAUUAGGAAUAACUUAACAAAAAUAUAUACAACCUAGAUUGUAAUCAUCAUGGCAUGUCAGGCUGAUCAUGCAACAGUAGAGCAAUUGUUUUGAAAUCUUUCUAGACAUUACUUUCUUCAAACAUACUAUCUAAAAGAGAAUAUAUUCAAAUUCUUUAGGGAAAAAAAUAUACUAUGAAAAACAUGAUUGUUUUGGUAUUAAUUAAUUUUGAUCUCUCACUCAGAUCAGAAGUUCAAAAAGCAAGCUUGCGAAACACCAAUAUUUCAAGAGAACAUUCACAGACAAAGAAAGUAAAAAUGGUUGAGAGUUGGUGAAGCAAAGGUUGCAGGGUAAACUAACCCAAGUGCCAUC
Messenger RNA from Abrus precatorius (Indian licorice), 3728 nucleotides. Its product is annotated as protein ATAF2-like. Gene Ontology annotation, molecular function: DNA binding. The transcript has 3 exons. Lineage: Eukaryota; Viridiplantae; Streptophyta; Magnoliopsida; Fabales; Fabaceae. Gene Ontology annotation, biological process: regulation of DNA-templated transcription. The record is from RefSeq and is a predicted model, not a curated record. The coding region runs from base 56 to 904 and encodes 282 amino acids.